GCAAGUGCUAUUGCCUCCUCUCGUCUCGCCACACUGUGAGACUGACCGUGACCGCAACCAUGCCGGGCAUACUGCUGGGAGACGUCUUUCCCAAUUUCGAAGCCGAUACAACAAUUGGCAAAAUAAAAUUCCACGACUUUUUGGGAAACUCAUGGGGUGUCCUCUUCUCCCAUCCUCGGGACUUCACGCCGGUGUGCACCACAGAGCUGGCCUGUGCUGCCAAAGUCAGUGACAAGUUCACCCAGCGCAACGUCAAGAUGAUCGCCCUCUCCAUCGACAGCGUGGAGGACCAUGUCAGCUGGAGCAAGGACGUGAUGGCGUUUCACCCCGACAAGGCGGGCACCCCCAUGCCCUUCCCCAUCAUCGCCGAUCACAACCGCAAGCUGUCAGUCCAGCUGGGCAUGUUGGACCCUGACGAGCUGGACAAGGAUGGCAUGCCCCUCACCGCACGCUGCGUGUUUGUGAUUGGCCCAGACAAGAAGCUGAAGCUGUCUAUUCUCUACCCUGCCACUACGGGGCGCAAUUUCGACGAGCUCCUGAGGGUCAUCGACUCCCUGCAGCUCACGGCCCAGAAGAAGGUGGCCACCCCAGUGGACUGGAAGCCCGGUGACAAGGUCAUGGUGAUUCCCUCGCUUUCCGACGAGGAAGCGGCUAAACUCUUCCCCGCCGGCGUCACCACGAAAGAGGUGCCUUCUGGGAAGAGAUACCUGCGCUACACGCAGCCGUGAAGAGGCAGCGCUGACGACAACAACAACAACAACAACAACAAUAUUGCACUUAACAUCACACCUGGGGCCUAUACUGAGAGGCUGGAUCAGGAGUAGACCAGGGAUGCAUUUCUCGAAACCAUAGUUGCUAACUACGUUAGCUACUUUGUUGUUUGCAAUGCAAUUUCCCAUUGGCAACUACCCAAGUUGCUAACUGGCUAGCAAUUGUGCUUUUGAGAAACACACCCCAGGUUAAGUAGAGAGGUAAAUCAUCUAGAAGAUGAGUGGAGUCCUCGUGUUCUUCAGAAAAUCAGGACUCCAGGCUCUUCUAUUAGAUGAUUUACCUCUUAACUUAACCUGGUUUACUCCUGAACGAGCUUCUCAGCAUAGGCUCCUUUGCUCUUUUUGGCUAGACGAUAUUAUCACGUAACAAAGCCAGUCCACUUUGCUAAUCAUGCCGCAUCACGUAAUGAAAUGCAGCCUUCAAUUCCUGGACGCAUAUACUGUAGUGUUCGUAUGGUGUUUUUGUGGGAACAACUAACCAACGUGUAGGUCCAUCCACAGUGCCUUACUUGUACGGUUAAUAAAAUAAUAAUAAAUGCCUUUUCAUAGA
This is a messenger RNA of Engraulis encrasicolus (European anchovy), 1320 nucleotides long. RefSeq names its product peroxiredoxin 6 (gene prdx6). Bases 60 to 728 code for a protein of 222 amino acids. Gene Ontology annotation, biological process: cellular oxidant detoxification; cell redox homeostasis. Gene Ontology annotation, cellular component: mitochondrion; cytosol. Gene Ontology annotation, molecular function: peroxiredoxin activity. NCBI's taxonomy places the organism in Eukaryota, Metazoa, Chordata, Actinopteri, Clupeiformes, Engraulidae. The transcript has 5 exons. The record is from RefSeq and is a predicted model, not a curated record.